AUGUCUCUUAUUCAACAUGUCUCAUCGAUUGAAGGUGUUGAUCGCGAGCCACUUCCCGAUGCAGUGAUACCUCGAGGACAGACUGUCCGCAAAGCGCUAAGUUAUGAUGCGUUCCCUCGGCCGAACGAAGAUGAUCUACAACCCAGCGUUGCUGCGUACAAAGUUCCUCUGACUAAACGGAUAGCGCAGGUAGUCGCGACGACUUUGGCCUGUUGGCUCGCAUCAGGGAUUGUUUUUGGUUUUGCGGCGCUAAAGCCGGUACUUCUGUCAGAAGGAGUUUAUGAGUGGCUAUGUGAUAGCGACGAAUUGGAGGAUGGCGUCGACGUGUGCUUCAAACAAGAGCUACAACUCAACCUCUUUUUUACAGUCGCCUCCAUCACCGCGAAUGUAUCUGCCUUACCGAUCGGAACGAUGCUCGACCGUUUCGGUCCACGAAUCUGCAACAUCAUAGGAUGUCUAUGCCUCGUCAUAGGCAGUCUUCUCAUGUAUUUCGCCUUCAAUAUACCCGAGUUCGACGGCUACGUGAUUGGGAAUUUGUUCUUAUCAUUAGGAGGCACUUGCAUCUUUGUCCCAGCCUUCCAGAUUGCGAAUGCUUUCCCAAAGAAGUCGGGUGUCAUAGUGGCAUUGAUCACUGGGGCGUUUGAUGCAUCCGCUGCCGUGUUUUUAUUCUAUAGAAUUGCAUACGAAACCACUAACCGCGCUAUACGGCCCGAAUACUUCUUCCUAGGCUAUUUAUCUGUGCCAUUAUUCAUCUUCCUAGAGCAGAUGUUCCUUUUACCGACGAAGCCCUACAAGACCGUGUUUCAAUUAGAGGAAAAGAUUGAAGCAGCACGAGACCCUUCGCGAGAUAUUCACGAAUCUGAUGAAGAAAUCUCAGACGAUAACGAAGUGGCAUCUAUACGAGCCGCGCGGCGCAAAAAGAGGCAGAACAAGCUCAAAAAUAUUGAUAAGGUUCUUGGUGGGCUAGAUGAAAGACAACAGCGUGAAGAACAAGAAGAGGAGCGGCAUGCCACAGCACGAGUCUGGGGUGUUCUCCAUGGCGAGCCGGUCCAGAAACAGUUCAUGUCACCAUGGUUCAUUCUCAUCACGCUACUGACCGUGGUAUUGUUUGUUCUGCUUCGGCCAUUAUACUACUCAGCCAUGUCUGACUACGCAACAAAGGUAUUCGGCUUUUCUACCUUUGGGCGUGUUUACGGCGCAAUAAUUUGCAUUUCUGGCGUUAUCAAUUUUUCACAAACUGGACUUGAUGCCUUGACUCAGGGGGCAUUGAAAGGCAAUCCAAUUCCGAUCAAUGGUGUUCUUGUGGUACUCAGCUUUAUUAUCGGAACCAUUCUUGUAGUGUUUGUUCAAGUUGAGAGUCGUCGAUGGCUAGCAGCAGAGUCGGAGGCUGAACAGCAGCGAUUGCUGGAUGAGGUGGAGGAGGAUUCCGAAGAGGAAUACGACUGA
Molecule: messenger RNA, 1446 nt
Organism: Talaromyces marneffei
Lineage: Eukaryota; Fungi; Ascomycota; Eurotiomycetes; Eurotiales; Trichocomaceae
Exons: 4
Coding region: 1-1446 (481 amino acids)
Biological process (GO): transmembrane transport
Cellular component (GO): fungal-type vacuole membrane
Molecular function (GO): transmembrane transporter activity
Source: RefSeq, a predicted model, not a curated record